Molecule: messenger RNA, 1568 nt
Organism: Talaromyces stipitatus ATCC 10500
Lineage: Eukaryota; Fungi; Ascomycota; Eurotiomycetes; Eurotiales; Trichocomaceae
Product: extracellular rhamnogalacturonase, putative
Exons: 5
Coding region: 117-1460 (447 amino acids)
Biological process (GO): carbohydrate metabolic process
Molecular function (GO): polygalacturonase activity
Source: RefSeq, a predicted model, not a curated record
UAAAAGAAAAAAAAAAGUUACCCUGGAGUUCUGACGCUUCAGAUGAGCUCGGAAAUACCCAGAUAGUGUCCGCCUCUUUCUCCGGAUUGUUUGCUACAAAUAAGCAGUAAAACACGAUGCAUAUCCCAAGUGUCAUUCUCGCGUUGAGUUGUUUCUCCGUUGCACUCGGCCAACUGGCAGAUACGUCUGCUUACCCAGUCGGCCCUUUAACUUCAACCGCCCAAAAAUGGGCAACAAAGGUCUGUGACAUUACCAAAUACGGAGCAGUAGCUGAUGGCAAGACCGACGCUGGCCCAGCCAUUCUUGCAGCCUUCAAGGCUUGUGCUUCGGGUGGUGUGGUUAAUAUUCCACUGGGAACUUUUGCUAUGGAAACCUGGGUAACAUUGAACGGAGGUAAUGCGUGGGCCAUUAACUUGGAGGGAACCAUUGUCCGCACUGGUACUGCAGGAGGAAAUAUGAUUUACAUUGAACACAGUACCGACUUUGAAAUUUAUUCUUCCCGCGGUACUGGUGCGAUCCAAGGAUACGGGUAUCAAUUCCACGAGCAAGGACAGUACGGUCCGCGUCUUUUACGUCUUCAUGAUGUGACAAACUUCGCGAUUCAUGACAUCGCACUUGUCGACUCACCGGCCUUUCACUUAACUCUUGACACUUGCAAUCAAGGCGAAGUAUACAAUAUGAUCAUUCGAGGCGGAAACAGAGGUGGCCUUGAUGGUAUAGACUUGUGGGGAUUUGACAUCUGGGUGCAUGAUGUAGAAGUCACCAACAAGGACGAAUGUGUAACCGUGAAAAACCCGUCGAACCACAUUCAGGUCGAAAAUAUCUACUGCAACUGGUCUGGCGGUUGUGGUAUGGGCUCAUUGGGCGCUGAUACCAAUAUCUCCAAGGUUCUCUACAAUAAUAUUUAUACUGUGAAUUCUAAUCAGAUGUUCAUGUUCAAGAGUAAUGGCGGAUCAGGAGAAGUCAGUCAGGUCACACUCCAAAACUUCAUUGGCCACCAGAACGCAUACUCGCUUUACCUUAAUUCAUACUGGUCCGACCAGACCUCGGCAGGCGGAGACGGCAUUCUCUACAACUCCAUCACAUUCAACAACUGGAAAGGAACAUGUGCAAAUGGCGCUCAGCGACCUCCACUGUAUAUCUUGUGCCCUUCGACAAACCCCUGCACCAAUAUAAAUAUUGAGAACUUCAACAUGUGGACUGAGUCAGGCAAUACCGAGUACUACAAGUGUGCUGAUGCUUGGGGCUCGGGUUAUUGUCUCCAUGGAGGAACACAGCACACAAAGUAUGGAACUGUCACUUCCACAGUCACGGCCGCCCCUCCAGGAUACUCCGCUCCAACAAUGCCUGGGCAGCUCAAUGCUGGAUUAGGAAUUACCACGUCUAUUGCGAUCCCGACUGUUCCGAAUUCCUUCUUCCCGGGUGCUACACCGGCCACACGCAGAGUGUAUGGCAGCUAGACCAGUAACUGGGGUGGCUGGAAGUACUAAUGGUGACUAGUACUGAUAAUCUCUGUAUGUGUAAAUAUUAAGAGAAAUAUCCGACAGCCUAUGUGAUUCUUACGAUUA